Molecule: messenger RNA, 881 nt
Organism: Rhagoletis zephyria (snowberry fruit fly)
Lineage: Eukaryota; Metazoa; Arthropoda; Insecta; Diptera; Tephritidae
Product: E3 ubiquitin-protein ligase RNF181 homolog
Biological process (GO): protein ubiquitination
Cellular component (GO): cytoplasm
Molecular function (GO): ubiquitin protein ligase activity
Source: RefSeq, a predicted model, not a curated record
AAUGAUCUGAAGUUACACUCAAACUAUUGUGUUUUUACCCAUAAAUUACGAGUACCAAAAUUGCCCAACCCAAGGCGAAUUCAUACAAUGUGCUAGCGGCAGCACAAAAACAAAAAACUACACUAACAGAUUAUUCACACGACGUCAAUCAGAAUACAAAAAAUAUACAACAAAUACAUGAAUUUGUGAAUCCGCAUAAUUCGCCUUGAAAUCAGCUGCUCCGGUAACUCCACCUUGUAUGAUCUCGCCUUGGUACAAUAACUCGUUUUGGAAGCACCAUUUUCAUUAUUAUUUCCCCUUCUCCCCUCUCUUUCCAUACAAUUCCAGCAGUGAAAUGGCCGACUAUUUCGAAGACAUGGGUCACGAGCCGACAGGCGCCGAGGGUCCUAAUGAUUUUGCCAAACAUUUCAAGCGCCUGCAAGUGUUGGCCAUCAUGAACGGCAUCGACAUGGAAAUCGAGGUGCCCGAGGCGUCUAAGCGCGCCAUUGCCGCACUGCCGGACCAUAUCAUUACCGCAGCAGAUGUGGCGCAGGAACUGGAGUGCGCGGUUUGCAAGCAGCCAGCAGAGGUCGAUGAGAAGUACAAAAUUUUGCCAUGCAAGCACGAGUUUCACGAGGAGUGUGUGCUACUGUGGCUGAAAAAGGCCAACUCAUGUCCAAUGUGCCGUUACGAAUUGGAAACCGAUGAUCCAGUCUAUGAAGAGUUACGCGAGUUUCGCCAAGAUGAAACCAAUCGUCGCGCUCGACAAGACUACAUGAUGGACUCAAUGUUUUCCUAAAUAAAUUUAAUCUUAAUUUUAGUAUUAUUGAAAUGGUGGCGGUGGGGAAAAGGAAUAGAUUUUCGGCGGACAAGGUUUCGAAAUAAAUAGCGUUUGAAAAGAA